AUGGUGAAGCUUCGGACAAGCACUGUUGCGCCAGACAAGGCGAAGCUUACAGAAGACAAUCUCCCUGAUCAGACAGGAAAGGUCUUCAUCGUUACCGGCGCCUCCAGUGGUGUUGGUAAAGAACUCGCGAAGAUUUUAUACCAGCACAAUGCCAAGGUUUGGCUCGCAGCACGGUCUGAGUCUCGGACCAUGGAGGCUAUAGAUGACAUCAAGAGCUCCCAUCCUGGCUCCAGAGGCCAAUUGUCGUUCCUUAGCCUUCAACUAGACGACCUGUCGACGAUCAAAGCAUCUGCGGAGGAGUUUCUUUCUAAAGAGUCUCGUCUCGACGUCUUAUGGAACAACGCGGGCGUCAUGCAUCCACCAGAGGGCUCAAAAACUGUUCAAGGUUAUGAGCUGCAGCUCGGCACUAAUGUUCUUGGCCACUUUCUCUUUGUCCGUUUCUUGACCCCAAUUCUACGACAAACAGCCGAAACGGCGCCUCGCCACACGGUCCGAGUAGUUUGGGUUUCUUCCAUGGCUGCUGAUUUUGCCCCUUGCCCUGUGAUUGAUUUUAACAACAUGGACUACCACAAAGAUGAAAGUAUUUCUCAAAAGUAUGAACGAUCCAAGGCGGGAAAUCUGUUACACGCAGCCGAGUUCUCCCGGCUUCAGAAGAACGCUGGCAUCGUUAGCACGAAAAUGGCGGGAAGUCCAGCCAAGCACGGGGCUUACACCGAAUUGUUUGCCGGACUAGACUCUUCCAUAACACCUGAGGAUCUAUGGAUCACUCCGUUUGGAAGGAAGGCAGAGCCACGUAGAGAUCUCGUGGACCCUGAACUUGGUCGCAAGUACUGGGAGUGGAGCGAAGCUCAAGUACGGCCUUUUUUGUAG
Clonostachys rhizophaga is the source of this 870-nucleotide messenger RNA. Lineage: Eukaryota; Fungi; Ascomycota; Sordariomycetes; Hypocreales; Bionectriaceae. The record is from the annotation of a GenBank genome assembly.